ACUAGUGGAGUACUGCCGGUGGCUCUCUGCGCUCUUUGCCGGGGUUUCUUGCCACACAUUGGACCUGUUUGGACUGAAAGGACGGUCAUAAAAAAGAAGAAGAAGAACAGAGAGCUACCUGCUGAGACAGGAUCCAUGCAGGACUGGGCACAAUUGAGAUCACCUGCUGGAGGAGAUAUGGCGACACACACUUCAAAGACAAAAUAGAUCUAUGUGGAAUAAUGUGUAGCACCCACAGCUAGUGAAGAAACAGAAACUUCGUGUCAGAGAAAACUUUGUUUUGACAAAACGCAUCUGAUGUCUUUUAUUUUGGGAACUGAGUAACAUCUGCUUGGAUGAACGGGGUCUGCAGCUGAGCGAGAGAUAGACAGAGAAAGACAGAGAGAGAGAGAGAGAGAGAGAGAGAGAGAGAGAGAGAGAGAGAGAGAGAGAGAGAGAGAGAGAGAGAGAGACAGGGAGAUUCUUUUUUUAAAGUUUCACAAAAAACAGAAGAAUAAGAAACCCUAGGAGAGAGGUAUGGACGGUGUUGCGUCUGAAAUCCGUGAGUCGGACCCUGCAGCUGGGAUGCACUGCGCAUCUGAGCCGCGACGUUUCACACCAUGAUGCUGGAACAACACUGCACCUGACAACUAAUGUAACAUACCUGAAUCCACUCCAUACGGAUCAACUAUGUCCUCACUACUGACGAGGAAGCUGACUCUGUGCCAGGUCCUGACCUUUGUCCUGCUGCUGGUCGCUCCCGUCUGCUUGUCGUCCCCGCAGAGUUCCUGGGUUUCUGCGUGGCAUCCCUCUAGCGAGACCUCAUCAGGGCGUCCGACGCGUGCCCGGCGGCAGCUGCACUUCAGGAACGAGUGGGCGCCGUGGGGCGGCUGGUCUGUCUGCUCACGUAGCUGUGGGAGCGGAGCCUCAGUGAGGACACGCACUUGCAUCACCAGGAACCCAGUGGGUGGACCAUGUUCAGGAGAUCCCAGACAAUACAAGAUCUGCAACACUAAGGACUGUCCCCCCAGCUCUGAGGACUUCAGAGAGAUGCAGUGUGCUGCCUUUAAUGACAGACCGUUAGUGACUGGAAAUUCCUUCAGAUGGACCACCUUUCAUGGAGGCUCUAACCCCUGUGAACUGAGCUGCCUGGCCCUGGGUCACAACUUCUACUACAACUUUGGCCGUGUGCUCGAUGGCACAGCCUGUGCCAAGGAGCCUGGAGCGCUGUGUGUCAACGGGCACUGCCUGAAGCCCGGCUGUGACUCCAUCUUGGGCUCAAAGCAGCAGGAGGACGCCUGCAUGGUGUGUGGAGGACUAAACACCACCUGCCUGCACCACAAGAGCGUGUACCAGAGCAACGGUCUGGAGGCAGGCGGACCUUUUGGAUACAACGAAGUAACCAUGAUACCAGCUGGAGCCACUCACAUCCGAGUCACUGAUAACAGCAAAAAUUAUCUUGCCCUCCAAAACGGUCGCUCCCAGUUUGUGAUCAACGGUAACUGGAAGAUCAGCAUCCCAGGCGAGUACAAUGUAGCCGGGACGAAGCUGCUUUACCGGCGCUCUGCAGACACCUGGGAGAGCUUUGAGGUGCCAGGACCCACCCAUGAAGACCUCCAUCUAAUGGUGCUGGCGACAGACAGAAACCCGGGCAUCGAGUAUGAGUACUGGCUGCCACCAGGCCAAUUUGCCCUCCACCACGGGAGUAGGAGUCCACUGCGUCAAGCUCAUCACACUUCCAACUACCUCCCCUGGGAUCAACCCAUCACUACAACCACCACUACAACCACCACCACCCGGGCUCCCCCUGUCACCACCCAACCCCACUGGUUUUUAAGGCCUGUGAAGCCGCCCCGCCAAUCUCCCCACCACAACCGCCGCCAGCGCCCUCACCAGCCCGUCCUGCCUCGCCUGGAGCGGGAGGAGAACCACAGAAACCUCCUCCCUCAGCCUUCACCCGGAAGGCAUUGUGGGAAAUGUCACCGAGUUAAAGGUCGAAGGGAACGCCAGAGACAGUAUUGUCAGAAGGACUUUGUUUUUCGGGGCCGAGUCCUCGGGAAGCUUUACAGAGGCCAGGAGACGCGUUAUGACGUCCAGAUCAUCCACACCUACCGCAACGGUUUCCGCCUGGAACACCGGGAGUUCUUGUGGGUCCCUAACGUGUGUGACUGCCCCCACCUGGAGGAGGGGAAACAGUAUAUACUGAUGGUGCGUCGCCACAUUAACCACGAGCACACGCUGAACCGCAUCCUGGUGGAGGAGGAGAGCUACGUGGUGCCGUACAGACCCAGAGAGGACGAACUCCUGCGACCGCUUGAAAGACUGUGCAGCAACAGAGGAGCCAAACAGCCAGCAGAACUGACCGGAUGAGUGUAGAGACAAACUGUGUGUGAGAGUGUGUGUAUGUCAGAGAACAAAGCUCAUACUGCAGCUUUAUUCACGUCCAAUGUUUCAUUUCUGGACCUUCAAAACGCCAUCAGACUCCAUGUGAACCAUGUGAUGGUCGGAUGAAUUCCAUAGUGGCGUCACUGGAGAAAAAUGACAGCUGGAUAGUCAACAGACAUUUGAAGCUCGCCACAUUAAGAAACCAAAGACUCCACGUUUAUUUAAAAGCCUGACCAGCUGACUGUACCAUAUAGAGCACUUUAGGUGGAUGCUUGUGCCCACCUUUAAACACAUACCAAAGAGAAGAACAUUGACUGAAAUGGCCUUUUUGUGAUUGCUGGUUUUCCACAGCUAUCGUUUAAUUUUUUUGUAUUAUUGUAUUUUUGUGUGUGUAUAUAUUUUAAAGGAAAAAUCCACCUCAAAACACUUAAACUUAAAUCUUAUCCAACACCAUUUUGACUUUGUAUUAUGUUAAGCUCAGUAGAGUUGGUACAACAGCAAAUAUUUUCAGUAUGAAAUAUGAACAAUAAGUUGGUGUCGGUCCCUCAAGCCUCGAGUAUCAUUAAAUAUGCUUGUGUUUCUCUGUUGAGCAACAUUGAAACUUUGGGAAAUGGGAAUUUCAGCAAGAAAAGUGGACCAGAUUCUAACUUUAACAGUUUUGAAUAAGAAUCUAAAACGAUCGUUAUCUUUCAAACAGCACAUGUGACUGCAGCUGAAUGCAACACGCUCAUUGUGAAUGUUGCAGCAUACAAUCAGGAUUUCAAUCAGAGGUGGAUUUUUGCCUUCUCGAGAUAUAACAACAUAUUGCUUCACAAUAUAUUUAUAUAUAACUUGUGUGUCACUUGUUGUUUCAUAGUGUCUGUGUUGCUCCUUUUUGUGGUAUUAUUUUUUUAUAGCGUGUUAAAUCAGGUCUGCUUUGUGAUACUUUACGUGAAAGAGAUUAUGAAAUAUACAGUAUUUUAUUGCGUGGCACUGAUUAUUACUAAAGUAUAACUUGACUAUAAGUGUGUUGAGAAAACUUGCCGUCUGUUGAAUAGUCAGUUAACUUCUGUGCCUUGUGUUAUGCAUUUGAUUUAUAACUUUUUUUUUUUCUCAAACCUCAUCUACAUGUGCCAAAAAUAAUGGUUUUAUACAUUUUGUCCAUAGAGUGUAUCAAUGAUAAUGACCCACUCUUUGUAAAAUAAACUUAUUAUAGACUUAUUAUAGACGUCCAAAAAAACAA
Messenger RNA from Cottoperca gobio, 3586 nucleotides. RefSeq names its product ADAMTS like 5 (gene adamtsl5). Gene Ontology annotation, cellular component: extracellular matrix. The record is from RefSeq and is a predicted model, not a curated record. The transcript has 13 exons. NCBI's taxonomy places the organism in Eukaryota, Metazoa, Chordata, Actinopteri, Perciformes, Bovichtidae. Gene Ontology annotation, biological process: extracellular matrix organization; proteolysis. The coding region runs from base 670 to 2349 and encodes 559 amino acids. Gene Ontology annotation, molecular function: protein binding; metalloendopeptidase activity.